Molecule: messenger RNA, 1727 nt
Organism: Cryptomeria japonica (Japanese cedar)
Lineage: Eukaryota; Viridiplantae; Streptophyta; Pinopsida; Cupressales; Cupressaceae
Exons: 4
Coding region: 980-1687 (235 amino acids)
Source: RefSeq, a predicted model, not a curated record
UCUUUACCUGAUAAAACUGACUCUUUCUCCAUUUUAAGAAACUGUUGCCUAAAAGUAAUACAUAAUCUAAUGAGAUUGGAAUUGUAUAAUGGGAACCCCGGUGGGCAGGCGGGUGCUGUGCAAUUCUAGUAAAAUUCUAUUGGAAUUCUAGUACAACCACACUGUUUGCUGACCUUUUCUUCACCCACUGUGGUAUGAUUUUUCUUGGGAAGCAAACAAUUAAGUGGCCGCUGGACUUGCCGGCCCUCUUCAUUGGCCGGUGGAAUGGAAUUUUCCCCGGCCACUCACUGACUGACCCCUUGUUUUGAUGGUUGUUGCUGUCUAAAAUAUAAAAAUCCUUGGUCUUUCAUUGUUUUGGCUCUACAUAGGAAUGGACGGAUCAAUCAACACACGGAAAGACAGAAGCAGAUGCAGACACGCACCACGAGAUACUUUUGGGGUAGAAAGAAGCAUUUGUAAUUUGUGUGUGCUGCUUUGCUUGUCUUGGUCAGAGCAGAGAGAAAUACACGGCAUGCCCAUACGACCAUUUGUUGUUGGCGGUGGUGGUGGUGUGGCCCCAUUGCCGUUUGGUGUUCUGGUUUAUCGCAUUUCCGUGCGGUCAGAGUCAUCUUCAUUCAGCUGCAAUGAAAAUGAUGAAUACCAUCGUCCCAUUCAUUUCCUCGUGCUUACGCGCGCCCCCCACCCCCCCCCCCCCCCCCCCAACCUUCGCUCUACUACCCUGUCGUACGCUCUCCUGUGGUUAAGGGUUAAGCUUACCCCUUAUCCUGAUCGUCGCAAUCUCCGGCGUCUUUACAUCUAGUGUUGGUUGGUGAAAUUACGCCCACCGCCCUCUCUGUAAGGAAGAAUAUCAUUCAGUUUUCCUCCUAUUCUCUCAGGCAUCUUUGUCAUCUUCUUUUCGCUGCUGCAAAUCCCCUCGAUCUCCUCUGCGCCUGUUUCAACAUACUCUCAUCUGUGCCCUGUUUUAACAUACUUUGCAAGUAUGUCCAGGAAGGGAGGAGUAGGCGGUGACCUUGCCGCAGAUGAGGAUCUGAGAAGAUUGGUCGCGAAGCAUGCGAGCCUUCAGCUUGACUACAAUGAACUGCAGAGGGAAACUAGAGCAUUCAAAAAGCGCUUGCAAAGAACAAAGCUGAAGAAGGAUAAACUUCUGGCUGAAGUCAGAUUCUUGAGGCGCAGGCAUAGGCUUCUGACAAAAAAAUCAUCUCAAGCACUUCCUCAGAAGCAACCUCUAGUGGGUUCAAAAGUUAUGGGCCCUCCAAAGCAUGUCCAAUAUGACCAUGCAGUGAACCCAAAACAAUCUCUGCCAGCACAACAUAUGGCUGCAAAAUAUGAAUACGCAAACAGAGGUACAUCCUCUGAACAACAAAUAUCUGCAAAGAACAGAGGUGCAUCCUAUGAAGAACCUGUUGCACCUCACACAUUAAGGAACAAGCAUUUUACAAUGUUUGAUUGCAUCACUCCUGAGAAUAAUCCCCCAGCUGCAAGAGAGUUUCAGGUAUUCUGGGAGCCGCUGAGAGAAGAAACCUCAUCUUAUGUUGCAGCUCCCAUAAGGAAGCUCAUUGAAAAUGUUGGAUUAGCUAGUGAUCUCAACCUGUCAAUGUUCAAAGACAUCCCAAAUGGAUUUGUUCUAUCUAACAAGACAGGAAAGAGAAGCAUUUCCUGGCAAGAUCAGAUGGUUUUGAAAGUGUAAUUGAAACAUCUUAAUAAUGCACAAUUCUUUUAUUCUUUUC